UGUGGCGUAGCGCUGACUGGACUUGAGAACCGAACAUAGUUAGGAGCUGCGGCGGUGGGAGACGCUCAACUUCGCACCGGCCGAGAGAGGGAAAAGGAAAAGGGACCGCUCCGUGUGACCGUUGCCGUUGACGGCGAGGCUAAAGCGGAGGCUCCGCCGAUGUGUGGCUGGCGGUUGUGGGUGUUGGCGGCGCUGCUGCCGCUGGCGGCCGCGAUGUUGCCCGAGGCCUCGCGAAGCCUCGGCCCCGGCCCCGGCCCCGGCCCGUCCGACUCCCUCAACCAGACCGGCUCGCCCGCUUCCCCCAGUAACGGCACGGCCACCGCCAUGGACAGUGUGGUGCCCAUCCUCCGCCACUUCCUCACCCUCAGGAACCUGGUGUUGGCAGCGUCUGCCGGGGCCUUCCUCCUCAUCGUGUGCCUCCUCGCCCGGGUCAUCAGGUCUGGAAGAAAAAUCAAGAAAACGAGAAAGUAUGAUAUCAUUACAACUCCAGCAGAAAAGGUGGAAAUGACACCACUCAAUGAAGAUGAUGACGAUGAUGAAGAUGCAACAAUGUUUGAUGUAAAAUACAGCAGGUGAAGAUUUGUAUGAAGUGAGUAUUACAUGGACAGCCAAUCACACUGUAUCAACCACCAGCCACAACAAUCUUCUGGAUGAAACCCGGGUUUGACUUAUCAUCUGCAUAUCAGCUUCUUGCAUCUCACUGAUAGCAACAUUUAAAUGAUCUCCAUCCAGUUUAUUACAAGAGCAAUAUUCCUGUCUGUUUCCUGUGGACAUUUUAGAAAAGUUUUUUUUUAAAAGAACACUAUGAUGUAAUUGUCUUGAAGUACAUAAUAUUUUAUUUGUAAGUAUGACAUUGUGUGUUUGUCCUUUGUCCAAAGUAGCUUAUUUAUACUAUAAGAUUUGUGGUGAAGUGGAAUGUAGUUUAGCACUUAAGUGGGUUUUCUGGCUGAAGUUCAGUGUUAAAUCUUUUGUUUUAAUUGAAUAUGCACACUGGUUGCUUAGUAAAAUGUCUGAUUUCUUAGCGAUCUCUAAAUUGACCUAAUCUUAAGUAUGACCAGGUAUGCAAGCUCAGAUUGAGCCUUUUCUAUAUUGAACUGUGAGCAUUCCUAGCGAUAUUUGAAACCCAAGUUGAAAUGGUCUUGGGUGGUGGAGCAAGUACGUCUAUUAGUUGAUCAUCAGUACAUGUUUGUAGGAAAAUUAGUUCUCCAUUGUUAACGUAGUCUAAUCAUAAUGAUCAGUGUUUACGUAGGGUAGGACUAAUCCUGAAGGUUAUCUGAGGAAUUUGUGUUUCAGCACAUGCAACUUGUUUGUCAAAUACAUUAACUUGGUGGUACAGGACUCUUGCAUAUUUAUAAUGGUGGAGCAAAUUCACUGGCUGAGCUGAAGACAGUCACUAAAAUAUGGGUCAAGUGGUAUUGUGCACUGAAGUAGCAUUGGUGAUUUGUUGGCUAUAACAUGCCAGUUCAAGUCUCCACUCCCAGAAUUAUAUCCAAUCAAUGCUAUUCAAACCACAACCAAGUUAAGCUCCCUAUAAGGAAUACAUUUAAUUACUAUUUACACUAUCAACAAUGCUCAACAAAUCUUUCAGUUUUCUUGUAUUGGGCAAAUGUCUUUGAAUCUUAACACUUGAAUUUCAGAAACUAGUUUGUGCAAUAAAAAGUAAGUCCCAAUUGAGACUUUCUGGGUGCGGGCAGGUCUCCUUGAAUAUUCUUCACAGAAACAGAGUUCAUACUAGGCGUCAGUAAUGUUUUGUACCAUAAUACUACUGACACAUUCAUACCUAAAUCAAUAACAUUACUGAUAUGUUCAUACCUAAAUCAGUACUUGUGCCAGUGCCCUUCAAUAUUCUAUUAUCUUAGUUCAUGUUAAUCACCUAAUAUUGGCGUUCUCAUUGACUGACAUGUGAGCAGUUCCUCAUCCAAAUUUUCACCACUCUCAAAGGUUCUCUACAAACCCAGUCCAUGGAUGAAAAAUGUGAUCUAAUUAUAGACAUAGCACAGCAAUUUCUCUUGUCAAUGACUGUUUAACUGGUAUUUAAUGAAGGGAGGGAAUAGAACUGCAUCUAUGCAGUCAUUCACUUCAUGUAUUUAUUGUUAAGUUUAAGUAGCACCUUAUCAAAGUGGACAUAUUCCAUUUGUUACCAGAAGCUGGUAUCUCAACAGAGAACUUGAUUAUCUUGUGAUGAUGUAAUGAGUUUGAUAUAACCAUAGCGAGAAGCUCAAUAUUGCAAACGUUAAUACAGGUACACAAUCCUUUAGUCAAAAUCCGAAGCUUUUCUCUGUCAAAUUUUCUUCUGUGCAACAAGGUUGUUUGGCAUGCGAACAGGUGAUCCAACUCCACGCCCACUUGACCCACAUCACUCAGAUGUGACAUGACCCAGCACUGGCAGGUGUCAGUUGUGUCUCAGCGCUCAGACUAGUUACACAUGAGUCUGCUGUUCAGUGAGAGUUUUUAAAAUUUCACUGUGAAAAUGUCAUUUAUUCUAAAAUCUGAAACAUUCCAAAAUCUCAAAAACAACUGGCCCUAAGGAUUUCUGAUAAAGGAUUGUGUACCUGUACUUCCUAAUUUACAAAAGGAACUUCAUAUUGAUUGACACAGAGUAAUUGGGAACUUCUCAAACUUCUUUUCCCUUAAAAGCAAUAUAGGAACAUAACUUUAAACUUUAAGUACUAUCAAACUGAUUUGUAUUAUAAAUAAGAAUGAAAUGAGACCUCA
Molecule: messenger RNA, 2715 nt
Organism: Hemiscyllium ocellatum (epaulette shark)
Lineage: Eukaryota; Metazoa; Chordata; Chondrichthyes; Orectolobiformes; Hemiscylliidae
Gene: fam174b
Product: family with sequence similarity 174 member B
Exons: 3
Coding region: 160-576 (138 amino acids)
Source: RefSeq, a predicted model, not a curated record